AUGGUGGAUGCAGCUGCCAUUAAUUCAGUUACAGGACCUCUUUCAGGAACUGCGGGAGCUCAUAUAGGAGUCGAUGCUCAUCAUCCUCUUCAUUUAUCUAUGAAGAUUGGACUACUAGGAAAAGGGAAGUUAGGUUUCAUUACUGGUCAGUAUUCAAAGGAUAAGUUUGUUGUCUCAUUGCAUGAUCUUUGGGGAAAAUGUAAUGUCAUAGUCCUGUCAUGGAUUAUGAUCUCUAUAAGCAGGGAACUGUUAAGUGGAAUAGUCUAUGCUAGUAGUGCUCAGCAAGUAUGGACUGACUUGAAAGAGAGAUUUGACAAAGUAGAUGGCUCUAGGAUCUUUUAUUUACACAAGGAGAUUGCUACACUUAGUCAAGGAAUGUUGUAUGUGUCUAGUUAUUUCUCCAAACUCAAGGAAUUGUGGAUGGAAUUUGACUCUCUUAUGCCAUGUCCUGGUUGCGCCUGUGAAGUUUCUAAGACUUAUGCAACUCAUUUUGAGUACCAGAGAUUGAUGCAGUUUCUCUUAGUGCUAAAUGAGUCUUAUAAUCAGUGUAGAAAUCAGAUUAUGAUGCAGGAUCCAGCACCUUGUGUGAACAAGGCUUACUCUCUGGUUAUGGCCGAGGAAAGCCAGAGGAUACUUGGUAAAUCCAAUGUUGUAAGUGCUGAUAAUCACGGUUUGGUGAAUGAUGCCAUGACAUUCUUCAGCAAUAAUAAGAGUCAUGUACCUAGAUCAAGCUCUAGUUCAUACUCGGGACCUAAUCCUCCUUUAGGAUCUGGUUCUAGAUCUCAUCAAAGAUCUACCAGAGAUCUCUAUUUUGACUACUGCAAUUGGAAAGGUCACAUCAGAGCUACUUGUUAUAAACUUCAUGGUUAUCCUCUUGACUGGAAGGGUAAAAAGAGAACACCACCUGGAUCUAUUCCUGCUGUGGGUGCUAAUGCUGGUAUUAUUUAG
Messenger RNA from Solanum stenotomum, 948 nucleotides. RefSeq lists its product as uncharacterized. Bases 1 to 948 code for a protein of 315 amino acids. NCBI's taxonomy places the organism in Eukaryota, Viridiplantae, Streptophyta, Magnoliopsida, Solanales, Solanaceae. The record is from RefSeq and is a predicted model, not a curated record. The transcript has 2 exons.